This is a messenger RNA of Zootoca vivipara (common lizard), 2659 nucleotides long. RefSeq names its product MTOR associated protein MLST8 (gene MLST8). Gene Ontology annotation, cellular component: TORC1 complex; TORC2 complex. Lineage: Eukaryota; Metazoa; Chordata; Lepidosauria; Squamata; Lacertidae. Gene Ontology annotation, molecular function: protein binding. The record is from RefSeq and is a predicted model, not a curated record. Gene Ontology annotation, biological process: regulation of actin cytoskeleton organization; TOR signaling.
CGCAAGCGUAGUUGGAACCGGGCAAGAUCUGGCGUGCGCAUGCGCUUUGCUGGCUCCCUCCCUCCUGCUUCUGAAGAAACCAGCACCAUGAACACAGCACAGGGCACUGUGGGCAGCGACCCCGUCAUCUUGGCCACUGCUGGCUAUGACCACACAGUUCGCUUCUGGCAGGCCCACAGUGGGAUAUGCACCCGGACUGUCCAGCACCAAGAUUCUCAGGUCAAUGCUCUCGAGAUCACCCCAGAUCGGAGCAUGAUUGCUGCUGCAGGCUACCAACACAUCCGUAUGUAUGACUUGAACUCCAAUAACCCAAACCCUGUUAUCAACUACGACGGUGUCAGCAAGAACAUCACCUCUGUUGGCUUCCAUGAAGAUGGUCGCUGGAUGUACACGGGAGGCGAGGACUGCAUGGCCCGCAUCUGGGACCUCAGGUCCCGUAACCUCCAGUGCCAGCGCAUUUUCCAAGUGAAUGCCCCCAUCAACUGUGUCUGCCUCCAUCCCAAUCAGGCAGAACUUAUUGUUGGGGACCAGAGUGGGGCCAUUCACAUCUGGGACUUGAAGACGGACCACAAUGAACAGCUCAUCCCAGAGCCAGAAGUCUCUGUCAACUCUGUUCAUAUUGAUCCUGAUGCCAGCUACAUGGCUGCCGUUAACAGUUCAGGUAACUGUUACGUGUGGAAUCUCACAGGUGGCAUAGGAGAUGAGGUGACGCAGCUCAUCCCAAAGACCAAGAUUCCUGCGCACAGCCGCUAUGCUCUCCAGUGCAAAUUCAGCCCAGACUCCACGCUUUUGGCAACCUGUUCUGCUGAUCAAACCUGCAAGAUCUGGAGAACGUCUAACUUCUCUCUGAUGACGGAAUUGAGCAUCAAGAGCAACAAUCCAGGGGAAACCUCCCGCGGCUGGAUGUGGGACUGCGCAUUUUCAGGAGACUCUCAGUACAUUGUCACAGCCUCCUCGGAUAAUCUGGCCAGGCUCUGGUGUGUGGAAACGGGCGAGAUCAAGCGGGAAUACAGUGGGCAUCAGAAAGCGGUUGUCUGCCUUGCUUUCAACGACAGUGUAUUGGGCUGAGAAGGAAGGCUGCGCUCCCAAGAUUGCUACAAGACUGUUUUUUUUGGUCAGGUGUGCAUAGACUGUGUUGCCACCCACAGCUGCCUUUCUGCAGAAGAGCCGGAUUCAAGUAAAACUAACUGAAGCCACCUUAACCAUCUUAGUUCUUUGCACAGUGGCAGGCAGUUUUAAAACGGAACCCCCAAAUUUUGUUUGGUGUAAGAUCCUUGUGCAAAAGCAUCACUUAACAAAGAGUUGUUUGUAAGGAGAAACUGUGACACUCAACACCGAUGUUGCUGUAUGGGAUGGAUCUCCCAACACAUGGUUUCAACUUGCUCUCUUUGGGGAACUGCUUUUGUUUAGGUAGACUGCCCUCUGUUCCUUCCAUUCACUUUUGCCCAACGUAAAUGGCUAAGCGGAAAUUCCAGCUAAUGUGCCUCUAGUUAUUUGUAUAAAAUUUUAUUGCCAAUGUUUAAUAUUUGCAAACAUGACACACCCCUUCUCCCCCGCUAGGAGCAAAGGUAGGAGGCCUCUGUUGCAAGCUUGCCACCUCCUGCUCCAGAAGGCUCACUGCAGUUGGAAGAGAAAUGGUUUACCCUCGUUGCUUUUAUGGUUAUAAACUGCUGGAUUGGAUCAGAGGCCCAUCUAGGCCAGCUACACCAGUGGGAAGCUCACAAGUAGGAUGUGAGCACAGGAAAACUCAUCACUGUGAUUCCUGUUUUGCAGGGGGUUGGACUAGAUGACCCUUUGUGUCCUUUCCAACUCUGCAAUUCUGUUAUUUCCCCUCUGCUCCUGGAGGUUACUGUCUUGACUAGUAGUUAUUGAUAACCCUUUUCAUCCUCCAUGAAUUGUCUAGAGUAGACUUCUCUCAAAGCCAUCCAGGUCAGUAGCCAUCACUGCAUCUUGUGGGAGCGAAUUCCCAUAGUUCAGCUGGAACUUUCUUCUGUCCCUCCUGAAUUUUCCAACAUUAGCAUCAUUAGACAAUCCGGGGUGGGGUGGGACAGCAUUAUGGUAGAGCGAGGAAAAAACUCUCUGUGUUUUCUAACUGAAUCAAGUUGCAAGUAAAAAUGCAGUUAGGCCUGACAUUCAAUGCUGUAGCCAGGCGUGGGGAGAGUGAGCAAUGGCUUCUCCCCAGAGUUGGGGGGCUGCACCCUGUUCUGGGCUCCGAAGUGCCUUUAUUAAUUAGCAGAUGAUUUAAGGCAGCCUUUCCCCAGCUGGUGCUAUUGAGCUGUUUUGGACUACAACUCUCAUCAGCUCCAGCACCCUAUGGCAAUGGCAUCUAUGGCUGACGUCGAGUUGUAGUCCAAAAAAGCUGGAGAGCACCAGCUUGAGGAAGGCUGGUUGAGUAAUGGAGCUAGCCAAGCAGUGUAUCACUGCCAUCCCGGUCCACAGAACUGAAAAAAAGGACUGAAAAGGGCCUCCCAGCAGGGAAUUGUGCUUGGAGAAGUGCAAGCAGGUUUUUCGGCCUGGGGUGGGGGACGACACAGGAGUUCUUGGUUCCUCUCUUCUCUCUCUCCCUUGCUGCUAUUAACACACAUCUCAAGCUGCUCAUUUCCUCAUAUUUUGUGCUUUUAAUUAUUUUCACACAUGCACACACACCAGGGUAGCUCCU